Messenger RNA from Marasmius oreades (fairy-ring Marasmius), 258 nucleotides. RefSeq lists its product as uncharacterized. Bases 1 to 258 code for a protein of 85 amino acids. The record is from RefSeq and is a predicted model, not a curated record. The transcript has 3 exons. Lineage: Eukaryota; Fungi; Basidiomycota; Agaricomycetes; Agaricales; Marasmiaceae.
AUGGACUCUCUCGAGCGAGAGCAUGAAGUCUAUCACAGGCAUUAUAGUGGUCUAAGCUUUGAAGCCAGAGACAUUAUGAAUGGCACUCGAAUCCCUGCAAAUGACAUCGAUGUUGACGACGACGAUGACAUUGAUUUCCCAAUUCUUAAUGUUAACGACCUAUCUAUUUUCCCUCCCAGCGAAGAGGCUCUACUUCAGACCCAUGAAGAAAGAGAGUAUGAAGAGAUCCUGAGCUCAUUAUUAGCAAAGAGUAAUUGA